Messenger RNA from Microplitis mediator, 3857 nucleotides. RefSeq names its product organic cation transporter protein-like. Gene Ontology annotation, biological process: transmembrane transport. Gene Ontology annotation, cellular component: membrane. Lineage: Eukaryota; Metazoa; Arthropoda; Insecta; Hymenoptera; Braconidae. The coding region runs from base 150 to 1787 and encodes 545 amino acids. The record is from RefSeq and is a predicted model, not a curated record. Gene Ontology annotation, molecular function: transmembrane transporter activity. The transcript is spliced from 9 exons.
ACAAAGCGUGCUAUAAUUAUGCAGUCUUAUCAUUCUAAAGAAGUCAACCGUCAGAAAUCACUCUCGUAAUAUUGUUCUAUCAAAUUACUGUAAAUAAUUAAUAAAUAUUAGAACGUACCUGUGAUAUAUUAGCAUUAAUUGAUUUAAUCAUGAAAACUAAAGAAGACAAAGAAAAUCAAGAGAAGUUUAUUUUACAAGCUUUAGAUGAACUUGGACAAAGUUCACAACUUCUUUGGAUCGUUUUAUUCGCUAGUAUUUUAGUCUCAUUGAUAAAUGGAUUAAAUACGAUGUCUUAUAUAUUCAUUGCUGAGGUACCCAAUUAUUGGUGCUCUAUUCCGGAGCUUAAAAAUGCGAAUUGGACAGAUGAACAAAUUAAAAAUAUUUCUAUAAUCGACGAAUGCCAAAAGUAUGAUUAUAAUUACACGUAUCUCGCGAAUUCGGGAUAUGAAGAAGCCAUAGAAUAUGUCAAAAAUAGUGAAUUCAAUACCAGUGUUGUUUCUUGUUCGUCGUUUGUAUUUGAUAAUAGCGGAAGGUCGACAAUUGUCAAUGACUGGCAACUGGUCUGCGAUAGAAAAGUGUAUAGAGCAAAUACAUUUCUUGUAUAUGCAUUUGGAAAACUUGUUGGUGAUGGAACUUUGGGAGCAGUCGCAGAUAAAUAUGGAAGAAAACGAGCAUUAAUUAUUGGAGUAUUGUUACAAACUAUUGCAGUUUCAUCAUGUGCAUUAGUUCCAUGGUUUUGGGCGUAUAUUAUUUUACGAUUUAUUUUAGGAUUAAGCGUUAGUUCUAUGUAUUCAUCAGCAUACACAAUUCUGUCGGAAAUUACCAAAAGUCACAGAAAAAAUGUGUUCGGCGCCAUUAUUGAUUCAAUGUUUACAAUUGGUUCUUUAAUUCUUAUAAGUAUCGCUUAUUUUUUAUUAGAUUGGCGACAUUUGCAAUUAGUACUAUCAUCUUUUACUGUUGCAUUAAUAAUUCUUAUUUGGUUUGUGCCAGAGUCACCACGGUGGUUAAUAUCAAAAAAUCGUCAUGAUGAAGCCCAGAAAAUAAUCGAGAAAUAUUACAAAGCUAUUAAUUCACCUUCUCUUAUUAUAGAAAGCCCAACACUGACAUUAUUACCAUUAGAAAAAUCUACACCCGAACAAAAUUCUAAGAAAGGUUUGAAACGAUAUUUUGGAAAAUCGACAAUUUUAUUUUCAGAUCCUAUAUUAAGAAAAAAAAUUUUUAGCAUGUAUUAUGUGUUCUCUGUUGCUUUUUCACUUUAUUACUACCUUGUUUUCAAUAUUGAUCUUUUUGAAACUAAUCGUUAUAUAUAUUCAGCAAUAGGAGCAAUUUUCGAACUAAUGUCAGUUUUUUCAGUUCCAAUAAUUUUGUCAAAAUUAAGUUGCCAAAAAGCAAGUGCUAUACUUCUCAUUGUUGCGUCGAUUUUUAUUCUAUCGUCUGUAGCAAUUCCGGAAGGCAAAAUAAAUAUAAUUAUGGGAAUGACAAUGAUAUCAAAAUUUUUUAUAACAGCAUGUUUUACUGUUAUCUUCUUAUAUUGCUUAGAAUCAUUCCCCCCAGGUGUUAGAAAUUCGGCUUUUGGUACAAGUUUACUUAUGGGCCAAAUUGGAUCAAUGACAGCACCAUAUAUUGUUGAUUUGCUUGGUCAAGUUUCCUGGUGGGCACCCCCUGCACUUUGUGCUACUUUAUCAUUUACAACAGGACUUUUCAUUUUUAUAAUACCCAAAAAUGAACUAAAUAAUGAAAAUGAUAUCAACACUGAAGAAGAAAUACCACUGAAGAAUAGAACUUAGAUAAAUUUUAUCAAUAGAUUAUAAUCAUAAUUAAUUUUGUAUUUAUUUUUAUUUUACCAACCACAAUUGAAUUCUGUAGAAAUUAUCUGAAUCAUUUAAUUAAUUUCGGUGACAUUGAAAAUAUUAUCAGCCGUUUUCUUUGAGAUGACAUUUCGAUUGCAACCAAAAUCAUUUAAAUCAGUUAAUUUUUUGAGAGUGAUUCCGGAUUAAAAGUUAUAAAAAUUCAGUAUUAUGUCUGCUUCUUUUAAUUUAUUAGAUCCCUAGAUUUUAACGUAAAAAGUCAACCAUUAAUUGGACUUGAAAAUGUAUAUUGUUCAGAAUUAUGUAUUUUAUUGUGAAUCAACAAAUUAGUGGAUUAACACAGUGCCAAUUUAAGUAUUUGAUAAUUUGAUUCAAUAAAUGAUUUAAAUAAAUACACUGUAAACUUACAGUGAGACUAAACAAGUGUCUGGUAUUUUUCUUAUCUACUAUAUUAGCGCAGAGUAUUAUUUAAAGAAGAUGGCUGUUAACAUUUGAUACUUAUGAUAUUAUGUCGUCGGCUUCCAUUAUUGAAGUAGUUUUAUUUCGACAAAACGUACCCGUCAUAUAUCAUUAAUGAAAUGAAUCAUGGAGAGUGAAGAAAGUAGACGAAUUCAAGAGAAGUUUAUUUUGCGAGCUUUGGAUAAACUUGGAGAAGGUUCACAAAUUGUUUGGAUGAUUUUGGCUGUUAGUGUCUCAGUAACAAUUAUAAAUGGAUUACAUACAAUGGGUUAUAUAUUCAUUGCUGAGGUACCUAAUUAUUGGUGCGCUAUUCCAGAGCUUACAAAUGCAAAUUGGACAGAUGUACAAAUUAAGAAUAUUUCUAUAAUCAAUGGAUGUCAAAAAUAUGAUUAUAAUUACACGUAUCUCGCGAGCUUGGAAUAUGAAGAAGCCGCAGAUUAUAUCAAAGAUAAUGAAUUCAAUACCAGUGUUGUUUCUUGUUCAUCGUUUUUAUUUGAUAAAAGUGGAAGGUCGACGAUUGUCAAUCAAUGGCAACUGGUCUGUGAUAGAAAAGUGUAUAGAGCAAAUACAUUUCUUGCACAUGCACUAGGAAAAUUAUUAGGUGAUUUUAUUUUGGGAAUAUACUCAGAUAAAUAUGGAAGAAAACCAACAUUAAUUAUUGGCGUACACUGAGAGAAAAAAUCGGUUUUCUGAACUAAGGAAUCGUAGUUCACAGACGACUCAGCUAUUGAAGUCAGUUUCAGUAACUAAUACGCCACAGUAAAGUGCUCUACGACUACAUAGUCGUUCUUACUAUUUUUAGUUACAUAUACUAAGAUAGCAAUAAUGAACAUAACUAGUUUAGGGAAAGUUUUUAUUACUAUCAGUUUAAAGUUAACAUAACUAUAAUUUAUAUUGUAGUAAGCAAUUUAUUCUUAGUCUAAUAAACAUUAAGAUUAUUGUGAUGUUAAUAAUGUACACUUAGUUCUUCAGAUCAUUUAUAAUAGUAGCAAAAAGUAUUUGUGUCUAGAUGUACACACUAGAAAAUCGAACUUUCUGCGAAUGUACUAAUUUGACUUAUUGUAACUAAACAUUCAUAGUUACCAUUGCCAUAAUUUAGUAUUGCAAGAAACAAAUUUAUUUAGCGAUCUGUAGUGCAAAUUUUGUUUUAUUGUUACUGAAUUCUUCUUUCUUUAAUAGCCAACAUUUAUAUGAUAAAUACAGAAAAUUUUUUUUCUAUUACAUUAAAUGUACUUGAUGUUUUUCUAUUAUUACAAAAAUUAUUUUAGGAAACAUUAAUGUUAAACAUUAAUGUCAUAAUGUAAUUUAGUACAUACUAUAUUACAAUCAAAAAUGAUACUAGUCACUCUGUCAAAUAACAGAUAAAUUCUAAUGCCAGAAUUGUUCUCAAGCUUGGAAUAUAAUACUUCUGAAAUAAAUUUCUUAUCAGGGACACUACAAAAGGUGGGCGCGAUCUAGUGGCGAGCACCGAACUACUCCCAAUGCUGUUGCCUUGCUCUGGUGACUUCUCUCUCCUCCAUAUAUAUCUUUUCUCCCAAGAAAUUUAUCCCUUAGUUUAAGCAACUAUUCUGUUUUGGUUGGAGCAUGAAA